Triticum aestivum (bread wheat) is the source of this 1189-nucleotide messenger RNA. RefSeq lists its product as uncharacterized. Bases 26 to 892 code for a protein of 288 amino acids. The record is from RefSeq and is a predicted model, not a curated record. Lineage: Eukaryota; Viridiplantae; Streptophyta; Magnoliopsida; Poales; Poaceae. The transcript is spliced from 3 exons. Gene Ontology annotation, molecular function: acyltransferase activity, transferring groups other than amino-acyl groups.
AAACCACCGUCUCCCUCUCCCUCCCAUGGCCGCGCCCGCCCUCCUCUCCCUCUCCCCCGCCGUCUCCAGGCACCCCCACCUCCUCUUCUCCCACACCCACUCGCCUCGCCACCUCCGCCUCACCCCUCUCGCCGCCUCCUCCUCCCCCUCCCCCUCCCCCUCCCCCUCGCCGGCCGGCGGCGGCGGCGGCGUCUUCCUCUCGCCGAGCGCGCUCUCGCAGCUCGACGCGCUCGCCGCCUUCCGCUACGAGCACACCUUCCCCCACGGCAGCCUCACAGUGCGGGCCCUCACCCCGACCGACGACGCCGAGGCCGAGGUGCUCGUCCGCCUCCUCGCUUCCUCCUUCUCCGAGGACGUCAGAUGGGCCCCCGCGCAGCGCUACGCCCAGCUCCUCGCCUUCGUCAUCCGCCGCUACCUCUACGAGCGCCGCGGCCUCGCGCCCCACGCUGCCGUCCUAGUGGGUUUCUACAAGCCCGCCGCCGCGGAAGAAGGGGGGGAGGGCGAGGUCGACGGGGAUGAGGGAGAGAUGGCGUGCACCGCCGAGGUGUCGCUGGACGCGGUGGGCGCCCCGGGGGCACCGCCCACGCCAACGCCGCCGCUCGAGUUCCCUUACAUCUGCAACAUGACCGUGAAGACCUCGUUGAGGAGGAGAGGAAUUGGAAAACAACUUCUUAAGGCAUGUGAGGAUCUGGUUGUCAAGAUGGAUGCCAAAACGCGUGUAUAUCUUCAUUGUAGAAUAAUUGAUGAAGUGCCGUUCAACAUGUACAUAAAAGCAGGAUACGACAUUGUUCAGACUGACAGUAUCCUUGUUUGGCUGAGCCUCCAGAAGCGCAAGCACUUGAUGCGCAAGGAAUUACCGCAAGUUUCUGUUGGUAGUGAUGUACAACCUUAGAAUUUUGAGGGGCUGAACAUGCCAUAGCACCAUCAGAAAACGGAGAAAUGAGGUUUGACUUUGGCAUAGUAAAAAGAAGGAAAAGAGGGACUCUCCGGGAUCUUAUGGAUUAGCAGAAGUUCCUGCAUCAUUGGUCUUCCAUGUUUUUCUUAUAUUUGUUAAGCACAGCAAGUAAUAGCUCAUUCCACAUAUCAAUUGGUCCUGGUAGGCACCAAUGCGAACAAUCACUGUAACCCCUCAUCCACUCAUUAUUCCAAUGAAUCCCUGGGUGUGCAUCAGGUCUCAUAGACAUAAGCU